AUGUGCAAAUCAUGCUCGUCGUUAGACUACAUGGCUACAGCAGCCGUCAUGCAGUUGACGGCCAUUUUUGGUGCGGUCGUUGGUCUUGCGGCCCGGUUCUGGUGGACCCGACACACAGCCGAGACCAGACAACAGUACUCGGCCGUGGUCUGGGAGAACCGCCUGUACAUCGGGCUGGCGGUGGCCUGCUGUCUGGGCAUGUUUGGGGCGUACCUGUGGUACCACACGGAACUGGAGCCGUGGACGGGCAGUCGGCGGUUGUUCCUGUUCAAUGGCCAGAUGCUGAUGAGACAGGCUGAGUGUGAGGCGCAGGAAUUGCUGGAGUCGACGCGCUCGAGCCAGCUGGACACCGCGCACCCCGUUUACGUGCGCGUAGCCGACGUGACAUCCCGGCUGUUGGCCGCCAACUCUGGGGUGGACGCGAUCCGGGACCGCCAGUGGAACGUGGUGGUGGUGGACAGCCCGACCGUCAACGCCAUCGUCGAGCCCAACGGGUUGGUGCUGGUGUACGUCGGGCUGACGUCCAUGGCCAACGACGAUCAGCUGGCGAUACUCGUCGGCCAUGAGUUUGCGCACUGCUUGCUCCGGCACGCCAACCAGCUCAGCAGCAUCAGAUUCGUGGUCGCCGCACUGCUCCUGGUUCCCGUGAUCCCGGUAAUCUGGGCCCUGCUGCCGUUGGGUUGGAACAUGUUGGCACACCUCUGUUGGUUAAUCGUCUUAACGUUGUGCAUAGUACUGCCGUGCGUCCGAUCGUGCGAGGUCGAGGCCGACCGUAUCGGAAUGGAGCUGGCCGCCAAAGCGUGCGUGGACGUCAAGCAGGGCUACCGGUUCUGGGACGCCAUGGCUGUGAUAGACAGUCGGCCUAAGCUAUUAUGGGUGCUGUCCAUGCACCCGACCAACGAAAGUCGGUCCCGGCACUUGUUUAACUUGAUACCCGCGGCCACAGAAAUCCAGAGACAGGCUGGCUGUUAG
Messenger RNA from Acyrthosiphon pisum (pea aphid), 972 nucleotides. Its product is annotated as metalloendopeptidase OMA1, mitochondrial-like. Lineage: Eukaryota; Metazoa; Arthropoda; Insecta; Hemiptera; Aphididae. The record is from RefSeq and is a predicted model, not a curated record. Gene Ontology annotation, biological process: protein quality control for misfolded or incompletely synthesized proteins; mitochondrial protein processing. Gene Ontology annotation, molecular function: metalloendopeptidase activity. The transcript has a single exon. Gene Ontology annotation, cellular component: mitochondrial inner membrane. Bases 1 to 972 code for a protein of 323 amino acids.